This is a messenger RNA of Saccostrea cuccullata (small rock oyster), 1604 nucleotides long. Its product is annotated as monocarboxylate transporter 10-like. The record is from RefSeq and is a predicted model, not a curated record. NCBI's taxonomy places the organism in Eukaryota, Metazoa, Mollusca, Bivalvia, Ostreida, Ostreidae. The transcript is spliced from 6 exons. Gene Ontology annotation, molecular function: monocarboxylic acid transmembrane transporter activity. Gene Ontology annotation, cellular component: membrane. Gene Ontology annotation, biological process: transmembrane transport. Bases 4 to 1449 code for a protein of 481 amino acids.
AUAAUGACCAAAGAUGCUGAGAGUAUAGAUCCUGUAAAGGAUGUCGAAGAAGGUACCCAGAUGCUUGAAAAUUCAGGCAGUUUAAUGCAAACCCUCAACAGAGAUGACCAAGAAGAAGAAUUUACACCCAUUGACGGAGGCUGGGGCUGGGUUGUAUGUUUCACAUCACUUCUAACCAACGGAACAGUGUUUGGAAUCAUCAACACUUUUGGAAUAAUACAUGUAUUUCUAGUCAAGGAGUAUGCUGUGAAUGAUUCAUCGAUCUCUUUCAAAACAUCAUGGAUUGGAUCAGUUUGUACAGGUUUUACAUUCUUUAUGUGUAUCUUUAGCGGUGUAUGCAGUGAUCGCAUUGGUAUCAGACCUACGGCAUUUUUUGGUGCGCUCCUAGGCGCAAUAGGACUCUUUUCUAGCGCUUUUAUCACACAAUUGGAAUUGCUAUAUUUAACCUACGGCCUUUUGCUUGGAAGCGGCGGAGGAUUUAUUUAUGCUACCUCCUUGGUCAUUCUAGGACAUUACUUUAAAAAGCAUAUUGGGCUCGCAAAUGGAAUUGUAGCCUUUGGAAGUUCAGCUUACACGAUGAUUAUGUCCAUUGUUCUGCCUAUUUCUCUAGAGAAUUUGGGAAUCAAGUACACUUUUAUUAUCUUAGGCGGAUUGUACUGCAUACUUUUAUUAUGCAGUCUGACGUGGAUACCUACAUUUCCAGUACAUUCAUCGUCCCAUGGGAAAGAAUCGCAAAUUGAAGAAGGACGGUGUUCGUCAAUACACAAGUACCUGAAUUUGAAGAUCUUCAAAAAUCGUGCAUAUCUUACUUGGUUUCUCGGAUUUGAUGUCGCUUUAUUUGGUUACUUUGUACCAUUCUUUCAUUUAGUUAAACAUACUCGGGAUAAUUUCCCCGGCAAAAAUGCAUUUAUUCUGAUAACCUGCAUUAAAGUAACCUCAGGAGUUGGAAGACUGAUAUUUGGAAAGAUAGCUGACUUCAAAUGUGUGAACCGAAUCUAUAUGCAGCAAAGCGCUUUUGUAUUGAUGGGCAUAAUGACUGCAUGCCUUCCUUUUUCAAGCUCUUUUGAAGGACUAAUAAUUAUUUGUCUCGUUCUUGGGGUGUGUGAUGGGAUCAUGGUAUUUUUGGUAGGUCCUAUAGCGUUUGAUCUUGUUGGUCCUAAAGAUGCAUCUCAAGCUAUUGGUUUUCUUCUCGGUGGAUUCUCAGUCCCAUUUACUGUUGGACCUCCCAUUGCAGGUUUGCUUUAUGACACAUUACAUACAUACGAAAUAGCUUUCGUGGUUGCUGGUGCUCCGCCCAUCAUUGGUGCAUUGAUAAUGUGCUUCAUUCCUAGAAUUGUUCAGAACAGCAACAAAGAAAAGGAAACAACAGAUGCUGCAAUCGGCUUGACACGGUUUAAUCAAACAGAUUUUUUCAAGAUUCAGCUGAGGAAGAGGGGAAAAAGCUUUUAGACUUGCAGAAAAAUGACAAAGAUAUGAAAUAGAAAAGCUCGAGAAGACCUAAAUCAUUCAUAUAACAGAAAAUUGUCCAUUGAUGACUAUUUUCAUAUUUUUGAAAAUAUUGAAUUUGCAAUGUUGUUACAAUGUAAACAAAGCUUUUAAUAGCU